This is a messenger RNA of Kuraishia capsulata CBS 1993, 687 nucleotides long. RefSeq lists its product as uncharacterized. The transcript has a single exon. Gene Ontology annotation, biological process: proteasome-mediated ubiquitin-dependent protein catabolic process; protein polyubiquitination. The record is from RefSeq and is a predicted model, not a curated record. NCBI's taxonomy places the organism in Eukaryota, Fungi, Ascomycota, Pichiomycetes, Pichiales, Pichiaceae. Gene Ontology annotation, molecular function: ubiquitin conjugating enzyme activity. The coding region runs from base 1 to 687 and encodes 228 amino acids.
AUGGCUUCUUCAGCAGCAAGAGUUUUGCAUAGAGAAUUCCGCGAGCUGACGGAUCCACGCAAAGGGAUUCCAUCUUUCCAUAUCGAACUCGACAACGACAACAUUUUUUUGUGGAAUGUGGGGGUUAUGGUACUGAAUAAGGACUCUGUCUACAAUGGGGCUUAUCUAAAGGCCCAGAUGAAGUUCCCUUCAGACUACCCUUUCUCGCCCCCAAGCUUCCGGUUCACUCCGGCAAUCUACCAUCCAAACGUCUAUCGCGAUGGAAGACUGUGUAUCUCGAUUUUGCACACAUCUGGCAACGAAGCAUCCGACGAACCCGACAACGAGACCUGGUCGCCCGCGCAGAGCUCGCGCUCGGUACUGAUAUCGAUCGUUUCACUGCUAGAAGAUCCCAACAUUUCGAGUCCCGCAAAUGUGGAUGCAGCGCUUGAUUACCGUAAGAAUCCGGAGGAGUACAAGCGCAAAGUGCAGACUGAGGUUGCACGGUCAAAGCAGGACAUUCCUCGGGACUUCACGAUGCCCACUACGGAUGAUGCCUACGGCCAGGCCGUUGCAGAGGACUAUUUGUCUGACAGCGAUGACUUCUUUGGAGGCGAAGACAGUUACGACGAGGACGAUGUGAGUUUUGGAGAGGAUGAUGAUGUCGAGAUGUCUGAAGAUGAGGAGGAUGAGCAUGAUGGGAAAUAG